Messenger RNA from Branchiostoma belcheri (Belcher's lancelet), 1908 nucleotides. RefSeq names its product bile salt sulfotransferase-like. The record is from RefSeq and is a predicted model, not a curated record. The transcript has 6 exons. Bases 1 to 867 code for a protein of 288 amino acids. Gene Ontology annotation, biological process: sulfation. Gene Ontology annotation, cellular component: cytoplasm. Gene Ontology annotation, molecular function: sulfotransferase activity. Lineage: Eukaryota; Metazoa; Chordata; Leptocardii; Amphioxiformes; Branchiostomatidae.
AUGGCGCCCCCUCAAGAUGUCCCUCAACAGCGCUCCCAGUCCGACCCACCUCCCUACGUGGAGUACCAGGGAAUAUUGUAUCCAUGUGUGGUUCCAAAGGAAAGCCUGGAAGCCAUGAAGACCUUCGAGAUACGUGACGGUGAUGUGGUGAUUGUAAGCUACCCCAAAAGCGGUUUCAACUGGAUGUACGAAAUUGUGCAUAAAAUUCUUGGUGGGAAGAAGGAAAACUCAUCGCCAAUAGGACCUGAGUAUUGGCCUCCGGGACAACAUGAACCCUACUACAUCCAGCUGCGGAACAGCCCACCUCCUCGGCUGAUGGGUUCCCAUCUACCAAUCCAAAUGGCUCCUCCAGGCUUGGCGGCUCCAAAAACCAAGGUGAAAGUUAUUGUCGUCAUGCGGAACCCUAAGGAUGUUUGCGUGUCGUCCUACUACUUCCGGCAGAAGAGUUGGAAUGCAAAGCGUCCAGAAUCUUGGGAACAACACUGCAAGGAUUACUUGGAUGGAAAAAUGCCAUUUGGUGACUACUUUGACCACGUGCUGGGUUGGUGGCAACUGAAAGAUGACCCCCACUUCCUUUUUGUGAAGUACGAGGAUAUGAGAAAGGAUUUUCGCUCGGCAGUGAAGACUGUAGCAGCUUUCUUAGAGAAAGAAUUGACUGAUGAGGCUCUGACCCGUGUGCUGACCAGUUGCAGUUUGAAGUCUAUGAAAAAGAGAUUGGCAGAGUCCGAUGCGUGGAGAAGGGUUAUUGUCAGGAAAGGUAUCGUUGGAGACUGGAAGAAUCACUUCUCGGCCGAGGAGAGUGAAAAGAUUGACGAAAAGUACCGCAAACGGAUGGCAGGUUCAGGGCUGGAGUUCGAGUUUGAGUAGCUGAAUAAACAGCGCUAGCUUGAACAUCCAAAUAGAAAAAUGGUAAUAAUAACAAGAGAUCUGAGAUCCAAACCUCCGGUACAUGUAUAUGUCUAACGCAUAACGUUAAAACGGCUUCUGACAAUUUCAGACAUCACAUUAACAGCAAUGUUACAAGUGACACUAUUUGACAAAAAGAACCUUUAUUAAAAAAAACGAAAACGGCUUGAACAAUGUUAAAAUGAUUUUUUUUCAAAUGCACCUAUUACUACUUACCUCAUACAAAUGUAAUUUUUAAAAAAAUAAGAUAGUAUGUAGUAACUAACGGAACUAGCUCUCCUUCAAUUGUGUACUUGAUCUACUGGCUAUAUUAUGUAUGGAAAAACAACAGUAGAAAAGAGUAUGCUUUGCUAAAAUUAAAUAUUAUGACAUCUCUACAGUCUAACAGGUUAAUCAAUAUAAAAAAAUAAGCUAAUAUUGGACGGUAAUCUACCUAAGAACAGAAAAAGUCGUGCUCUGUAACAAAAGAACUUAUACGUUAGAUAAGGCUGGACAUACCUACAGUACUUAGCAUCCACAUUAUCUUCUAUAUCAGGGCAAUUUUAAUGCUAUAAUGCCAGGCAGGGAUGCUACAAUGUACCACACAUAAUAAUAAUAAUAAAAAAACAAUUAUUAAAACAGUUUCAUCAAUCACUCUUAGUCGUGAUGAUUUCUUGUAGCACAUGAAUUUCCAAACAUAUUUGUCAAUCACGGAAAUUAUUUCAAUUUUCCUGUAUGGUGUCACAUAGUCAUCUUUUUCUAUCAUUUAUAUAAUACGGACUUCUCACAAGUUUAGGUAUUCUAAAAUCUUCCACUUGAGAGUUUGUACUCCUCACACUGUAGUAUCAAUGCUAGUACUUUUGUCCCUACCUCACUGUACAAGCAAAGGGUUUCAAAUCACCCAACUCACUAAACGUUCAUCAAAACUGGUUCUGUACUCUUGAAACGUUUCUCACAAGUGAAUCUGCAUGUGAUUCUUCAAACUACUCAGUCGACUAAACUGCAUGCCUGCUGCACUCCUCA